Molecule: messenger RNA, 4591 nt
Organism: Megalobrama amblycephala (Wuchang bream)
Lineage: Eukaryota; Metazoa; Chordata; Actinopteri; Cypriniformes; Xenocyprididae
Gene: tle5
Product: TLE family member 5, transcriptional modulator
Exons: 7
Coding region: 385-975 (196 amino acids)
Biological process (GO): negative regulation of canonical Wnt signaling pathway; regulation of DNA-templated transcription
Cellular component (GO): nucleus; transcription regulator complex
Molecular function (GO): transcription corepressor activity; protein binding
Source: RefSeq, a predicted model, not a curated record
GCAGCAGCCAUCAGCUCCCAAACUCCACUUCAUCUCUUGCACAGCCACUCGAUUUCCUCCAACCAGGGAGGAGAGAGACACCAGCCCUUGUCUGAGCUCAUUCUCAACGUGGAAAGGGAAAGGAGAGACACCAUACCAAUCCAGCAGAUUCCAGCAAAUCAUCUACAGAUAAUUUUUCCAUGCCGAAUGCGUGUUAAAGAGCGCGCUCAGUGCGGCACACAUCAGGCUGCUUUAUUGCCAUAGCAGCAGCGCGAGCUGCCUGUAGCUGGCACAGGAGCUAGCGACGGAACAAAGAAAACACACACAAAUAUUUACGUCUACUGAGCAAACUGCUUCCCUAUUCUUUAAGGAGGAGAAGGCAAGACCCCGAAGACCAAAACUGACAUGAUGUUUCCACAAUCCAGGCACUCGGCUUCAUCGCAGCAGCUGAAGUUCACAACGUCAGACUCGUGCGACCGCAUCAAGGACGAGUUCCAGUUCCUUCAAGCACAAUACCACAGUCUGAAGCUCGAAUGUGACAAGCUGGCCAGUGAGAAGUCAGAAAUGCAACGUCAUUAUAUCAUGUACUAUGAGAUGUCCUAUGGGCUGAACAUCGAAAUGCACAAGCAGGCAGAGAUCGUGAAGAGAUUAAAUGGGAUCUGUGCUCAAGUCUUGCCUUACCUGUCUCAAGAGCACCAGCAGCAGGUUCUGGGGGCAAUAGAGAGAGCCAAACAGGUCACCCCACCAGAGAUGAACUCCAUCAUACGGCAGCUCCAGGCUCACCAGCUCUCUCAGCUGCAGGGGCUGGCGCUGCCCAUGACCCCUCUCCCUCUUGGUCUCAGCCAACCGGCCGGCCUCCCCGCAGUCACCUCCAGCUCCGGCCUCUUCUCCCUCUCCAGCAUCCUGGCCUCUCAGGCCCAGCUGGCCAAGGAGGACAAGAGCACACGCGAGACAUCCGACAGCCACCGCGAGGAAGACGGAGACAAGUCCGACUAGUCGCCCGCCAAACCCGUUCCUUCGUCCAGUCAUCAUCGAGCAGAGGCACUUGUUCCCCUUUUUCUUUUCCUUCAUUUUCCACUCUUUUUCCAUCUUUCUAUCUUCCCUCUAAAUUGCUACCGUGUUCACAUACCUAACGUCAUUCGUUCUGGAUCAUUCCACCAGCUUUCUAUAUGUAUCUAUACCAAUCCACCUUUUUAUUGUGUUACGGAUGCUUGAUUUUAUUUUAUUUACACCAUUUCUUGCCUGCGUGUAUGUAUAUAUCUAUCUAAAUAUAUAUAUAUAUAUAUAUAUAUAUAUAUAUAUAUAUAUAUAUAUAUAUAUAUAUAUAUAUAUAUAUAUAUAUAUAUAUAUAUAUAUAUAUAUAUAUAUAUAUAUAUAUAAAAUUGUAUAUUUCUUAUGCUCUUUGUGGAAAUGGUCUACAAAAUGGUGCGACCGUUAAUGGACCAUCGACCCUUCAGUAAUAAUUCCUCUUUGUUGUUUUUUUCCCCCACUCACUUUCUUCCUCUUAAAAUCUUUCACCUUUUAAAGCUACAAUCUACAAUAACUGAGUCAAAAGCACUUUGGCCCUAGGCAGUAACUCUGAGACUAAAAGCAACUUUGCAUCUAAAAACUUAGCCGCAGCAUAAUCCAUUUAGCGUUUAAAGGAUCGGUGUUAUUGUUCGAAGGCACGGCUGUUGCAUCUAUCCUACCUUAAAAGGAUAGUUCAAGUAAAAAUUAGGUUUCAUUUUUAUGUUGUUCCAACCUUAUUUUACCUACAUUCUUCCGUGGAACACAAAAGGAGACGUUUUGAAGAAUGUUCACACUGGUGAAUGGACACACUCUAAGCUUCAUAAGUGACUAAAAAAAUCCUAGUCCAUAUAUUUUAAAUGUUCUGAAGACAUUUGUUUCAUUCAUUGGAAAUUUUGCUUGAUAGCGUCACCAUUUUUCUUUUUUUCUUUUCUUUUUUGUAUGGAAAAGACCAGCUCCGACAUUCCUCAAAAAACAUCUUUUGCACUUCAUAAAAGAAAGUCUUACAGAUUGACAUGAGAAUGAGUAAAGGUGAUCAAAUAUUCAUGCUGUUUCAAACCUGUUUGACUUUUCUUCUGUGGAACACAAAAGGUGAUGUUUUGAGGAAUGUCCAAGCUGUUCCUUUCUAUACAAUGAAAGUGAAUGGGGACCAAAAUAUAAACUAUUUAAGCAUCACAGAACUAGUCCACGUGACUCCUAUAUUACAUUCCAAGUGAUCUGAAGCCAUUCACUGGAAUUAUUCACUGGAAAUUUUGCUUGAUAGCUGUGGUCACCAUUCACUUUCAUUGUAUGGGAAAGAGCAGCUUGGAUAUUGCUCUAAACAUCUCCUUUUGUCUUCCACUUAAGAAAGUCAUACGGAUUUGGAAUGACGUGAGGGUGAGUAAAUUACUUCCUGUUGUUUCAAACCUGUUUGACUUGCUUUUGUUCUGUGAAACACAAAAGGUGUUUUAAGGAAUGUCCAAGCUGCUCCUGUGCAUACAAUGAAAGUGAAUGGGGACCAAAGCUGUCAAGCUUCAAAACAUUGCUUGAACAUUGCCCAAAAACAUAAAAUAUAAUGUCAUACAGGUUUGGAACAACAUGAGGGUGAGUAAAUGAUGACAGAAUUUCCAAUUUAGGGUGAACUGUCCUUUCAAACCGCUUGAUGAAACGUGAUGAAUAAUGUUGAAAUGAAGAAAGAGCAUUUCUACAAGGCCCUUCAACGUACUGUAUAUCUAUCUACCUGCUUGCCUGAUUUCUAAUGUGUUUGGAAGCUGUGUUGUGCUGUCUUAGACAGAGAAUAUUAGAUGAAUCCUCUGAGAAGCUAGCUAACCUGCUCACCAAGUGAAAAGGGAUGCUGUUUAAAAGAUAUUUUUGGUCUUUUUUUUUUUUUUUAAUAGUAAUGUUGAAUGUCUACAUGGUUAAAGUCAUGUUGUUUUGUUUAUAAGGUAAGUUGUAAGAGAAAGGUAUUUGAAAAAUUAGAAGCACCUUCUUUUAAAAAAGUCAUUGUUUUGAUCGCACUACAGAAAAAGGAAGUAUGUGAAAUCAUAUGCAUGAUGUAUAACAAGCCCUCCCAACAAAGAGAAAAGAAAUUCAUAGCACACUGCCUCCUUAAGUUGUCUUAAGGUAAAAGCUAGGAUGCAAACAUAUGCGUUUUUCAAAAAAAGUCUCCCGGUGUGAUAUUGUUGUAUGUAGUAUGAGAUUCUACCAAGAGGGGGCAGUAAGUCCAUAGCAAGUCCACACUAACACCCUCAGGGUCAUGUCAGUUUAGAGUUGUGCUAUUUUAAGUGUCCUAUGUAUGUUUCUGCAGACAUAUGAUAUAAAAUAUGCUUGUUUUGACAUGCCCACGAAAUAAAUAACUGUUCUAGCAUCUAUUCAGUUAGAAGUAUGCAUCAAGAAAAAGCUUUUUUUGUGUGUGUCAUAACUGUAACUUGCAGCUAUAGCAGUAUUCUAGUCAUAGAUUGUUGCGUUUUCAAGUCUGUUUUCUCAUUUUGAUCUAUUCUGGAAAUUAAAACCAGAUAUAUCACGGCUUUUUUUCUUCUUUUAGGUCUAUGCUUUUUGACUGUCAUUGUCUGGAUGCUUUAGAUUUGGUUUGUCCAAAAUCGUAGACGCAUUUAAACUAGUGCUGUCAAAUCGAUUAAUCGCGAUUAAUCACAUCUAACACAAAAGUUUCUAAAUAUACAGUAUGUGUAUAUAUACGUAUAUAUAUGCAUCUAACAUAUAUAGAGUAUGUAUAUAUUAUAUAUAUUUACAAACUUUUAUGUUGGAUGCGAUUAAUCGCGAAUAAUCGAUUUGACAGCACUAGUUUAAACUAUAUUGGAUUAAGGAGUUAAGCUGCUUCCUAAACUUGUGUUAAUGAGACGGUGCACUGUUUUUCAGUUAAAUGCCAGAAUUAUGGCAGUGCCAACAUUAGAAAACAUAAAUUAAAGGCCACCUAAUGAUAUCGUAGUGCUUUCAAAACAAAUGUGCUCACAUUUUUUAUUGGUACAAUGUUUUCUGUUCGAUUCUGCCAGUGUAUUUAUGAUAGAAGUGCCAGGAUUUAUCCUUGUGGCUUGCUACAUAUGCUCAAAUCUAUUGUUUUGUUUUGUUUUUUUUAAGGACAAAAAGUAGUGGUCGCUGCGUAAAAUGUUAAGAGUUCAAAAUCAGAUCUAGACAAAUGCAAAGUGUUUUGCUAUAAAGGUGGGCCGCGGUGUACUGUAUGUGUACGUUAUACAUAGACCUAAAGCUUUAUGUGCAAACGGAUGCUUUCGUGUCAGUCUUGAAUGAUACGUCUGUGUUUUAGAGGACUCUUAACUUGUGAGGCACUUGAGAACAGGUUGUCGCCCCAUCAUCCUUUCUUUCCUUCUUGAACCCCCGACAGCCCUCUCCUCCCAGAAUUCAUUGCUUGCCUUUUGACAUUUCUUACAAGCAUUGUAAGCAUUCUGUGCUUUAUAAAAGUCUUUUCAUUUGUUUGUUUUUUGACUCCUAAUUUUAUGUAUAUUGUACAACCUACAGUGCAAAAAUAAUUGUGUUAUAAAAUAGCUUCAUUCCAUAUUAAAACAAAGUACAUAAACAUUUACUAUACAUAAAUGGAAAUUUCUGCAGUAAGGAAAUGCUUCUGGUGCCUUACAAAUAAAAUCAAUCAAAUCAA